UCAGAUCUAAAACGCGACCUUCUCAGAAACAAAACCUCAUCCCCAAAGAGAGAGAGCCAAAGGCAGAGAGAUAGAAAACGAGUCUUCACCCUUUAUAAAUCCCAUUUUACAAAUUUACAAAUCUCUUUUUCCCUCUCUAAAUCCUCUCUUCCUUCAUUUGUGUAUAUAUACACAAAUCCUUCUCCUUUUCAAAUCAUUUGGAGGUUUCGAAACCCUAGAUUUGAGAUUCCGCAUUCCAAUCUAACGAAAGAGAAUGGCUGAACAAGGAAUGGAAGGGAGUCAGCCAGUUGACCUUAUGAAACAUCCUUCAGGGAUUAUUCCAACUCUUCAAAACAUUGUCUCGACAGUGAACUUAGACUGCAAGCUUGAUCUUAAAUCCAUAGCUUUGCAGGCUCGUAAUGCUGAAUAUAACCCCAAGCGUUUUGCUGCAGUAAUCAUGAGGAUAAGAGAGCCAAAGACUACAGCUUUGAUUUUUGCUUCUGGGAAAAUGGUGUGUACCGGAGCCAAGAGUGAACAUUUUUCAAAGCUUGCUGCGAGAAAGUACGCUCGGAUUGUUCAAAAGCUUGGCUUUCCUGCAAAGUUCAAGGAUUUCAAGAUUCAGAACAUUGUAGGGUCUUGUGAUGUCAAAUUCCCCAUUAGGCUUGAAGGUCUUGCAUACUCUCACAGUGCUUUCUCAAGUUACGAGCCUGAACUAUUCCCAGGGCUGAUAUAUAGGAUGAAACAACCAAAGAUUGUGCUACUUAUUUUUGUCUCUGGGAAGAUUGUUAUAACUGGAGCCAAGAUGAGAGAAGAGACUUACACUGCCUUUGAGAAUAUCUACCCAGUUCUUACAGAGUUCAGGAAAAUCCAGCAGUGAUAGUAUAGCUAUGAUAUACAUCAGAAGCAAAGAGAACAUGUUUACAAUUCAGAUUGCCAUGAACUAGAGAUCCCGGGUGGUGGCAAAGCGCUUGGUGAGGUUACUUUCCUUCAACAAAGGACUGUGUUUGAUUAUUCAGAUUGAGAACCAGAAUUUGUAAAUACAGAAUGGAGAUUCCAAUCUCUUCUUCUUUUUUGUUCUAUGUUGCUUCCAAGUAUUGUGUUUCGUGUAAUGUUUGUUUUAGUGAGCAGUACCCAAAUUGUUAAAGAGUUACUUAGAACUUGUCUACUAACCAUGUCUAAUAAGACACCAACACUGUGAUAAACUCAUUUAAGCCUGUUUGCAGCUCUA
Molecule: messenger RNA, 1207 nt
Organism: Raphanus sativus (radish)
Lineage: Eukaryota; Viridiplantae; Streptophyta; Magnoliopsida; Brassicales; Brassicaceae
Product: TATA-box-binding protein 2
Exons: 10
Coding region: 254-856 (200 amino acids)
Biological process (GO): DNA-templated transcription initiation
Molecular function (GO): RNA polymerase II general transcription initiation factor activity; DNA binding
Source: RefSeq, a predicted model, not a curated record